AUGAACGUUGUUCCCUUAGAUCCUAGAAGUGAGUUUCGACGUCGUCUGCGUAAUGUUAUAGACAUAAUAGAUGAGUCACUCUUGCUAAAGAGGCGUGGCAUGAAUGUCAAACCUUUUUCUAGAGCUCAAAGUGAGAGUCCACACUUAAAGGAUUCGUCACGUAUUGUCCCGUGUAUAUCGGCAUGGUCGGAACUCCGAACAGAGCAACGUCGAGAGGAACUACAUAAACAACGUGAAGAGGCUGAGGAACUGCUGCGGACCUUAAAACAUGCUCAAGAACGACGAAAACUGCAACGAAACGUGUUAACAGAGAUAAACACCUCUUCUUCAACAAUGUUGAGAUCUCCUUCACGUUUAGAUGAGACUGUUGAAAAAGAAGAACAAACUGAAGUGAGAAAAUUGUUCUCAAAUCGUCAACCACCAUUAUCACCACCAUCACCACCAAUAGUGCCGUCUGCUCCGCCUGAUGUAGAAGAAAAGCACGAGGCAAAAAAUAGUAAAGAGUUAUUGAGAUCGGAUGAAAGUAUAUUACAAGUAGCCCUUGUUGAAGAGGCAACACGACAACGUCUUGCGGAGCGGCGAGCAGCAGAAGAGGAAUCAUUGGCAAAACUGCGUGCGUUACGUCGGGAAGUAAUGAAAAAACGUCAAGAAGCUCUGGCUCAUGCAGAGGCACAAAUUGAACAGGCCGAGUCUGAGCGCAUUGCCAAAGUAAAGCAACUAGAGCAAGAGACUCGUCGUUCUGUAGCGGAGGAAGAAAAACGCUGUACCAUCACUGAGGUGGAACUUCGUGCGAUGGAAGUUCACGCGAAUGCACUCGCUCAACUUCGCUCUCAAACAGAAUUUGCAUUACCAUCUUCUGUUUUACCCGUUCGUCCUCCUCCUACUCCUCCUUCUCUUGUUCAUCCUCAAAUGGAUGUUGUUUCUUUUCCUUCUCAUUAUUCUUCUAAUUAUUCAUCUUUACCCCAUAACACUGCUCAAAACUACAAUUAUCAUAACAGUUCUGCACAAGUAGCAGCUGUUAGAGGAGUUGGGUCCAUUGUCAGUGGUUCCUUAUCUCCAGAGCGUACGGGCAAAGUGAUGACUACAAUGCACUCAACACCAACACAUCAUUCUUCAUCUCCUUCAACACUCCAGCGAAACAUUACAACUGGUUCGGCAGGUAAAUUAGCGGAGACACUACAGUCGUCUUCUCAUACACCGCAUAACUCGGGAAAGGUAAAGGAAGGAAAAAUUAAGCCAGAGCGAUUGUUUAUAUCUCCUAAGAGACACUUAGAUGAAGAAGUUCCAUUAGAAUCACCACCACGUUUAUCAUCAUCCUCAUCAUCUACAAUUAAUGUAACAGCAACACCAUCGCCAUCAUCAUCUUCGACGUUGAUCCCUGAAAAGGAAGAUACACCACAGCAUAGUUUAUCACCUACUUUUAAACCUCAGGUACGUGAGAUAUUGUCUCCCACUCCUAUUUCACAUAAUGAUAGUGUUAAAAUGAAUACCUCAGAAAUACUAGUAUCCAGAUCUGGGUCAUUUGCAACACUGCACGGAUGUGGUAUCGUUGCGUAUGUUCUUACUUCUGAAGUGGGUGUAAUUCCAGUUCUACUGCGUCUCUCAGCUGAUUCACAGGAGUUGCUCCUUCACAUAGGACCUGUAAAAAGAGAUAGCAGUCCAUCUAAAUCUUCUACCAAAUCUUCGGUUAAAGAGUCGAAACAAAGAAUAUUUUCUCCGGUUCAUCAUCAAGAACAAAAUAGAGAAUAUGAAAGUGAGAUGGGAUGUAGCAUGCGGCGUGUGGAAGAAGUGCACCACUUUGCUCUUUUGCGUAGUUGUUGUCUUUGUCCUUUUGGGAGUAUUGGAGCAGAUUCAUCAAGGGAAGUUGGUGGCGUUUUGUGUGGCUCUAUUGCACGGCGUUUGUUAAGAAAACUCUAUUGUACAUUCUUUACCCAACUGGGGGAAUCUUCAUAUCGUGUUUUUCUAGUUUCUUUCAACGCAUCACAUCACGCAAAAGGAGAAUCUACUCGUUCACCUCGAGUAAUUAAUCCUAAUACAUCUACAUUACUAGUUCUUCAGUUUCGUAACCGUCAGGAUUGGGCUGCAUUUCUUAUGUCAGCUGGAGAGGCGACGAGAUCACUAAAUGGUGGUGUUCCCUUAACGUAUGGACGAGCACUGUGGAUAUUAGCGGCAUAUCUAUGGCAAAGACGACGAAGUUGUACUUCUUCUUCUUCAUUAUCCCCAAUAAGAAGAGAAUCAGUAGAUUCAACAUCAAAAAUACCAGGAAUGAAGUGUGUAAAACAUUUUAGGAUGGUUCCACAAUCGAUACUCUCUUUUUCUUCUAAUACAGGGAUAGAAUCUUCACAUUCUCAACAUAUCGUCUCUGGAAAUCGUAGAGAACAUGAAGGAAAGCGCAUCUCCACACCACGUUUCAUUAUCCCUCCUCAACGUAGCAAUAGUAGCAUAAAGAAGAACAAUACCAGAAAUAAAACUAGUAAUGAUGUCGUUGAGCCACAUUUACGGCGGGGUAGGCGGUUUGGUCUGCGUACAACCACUAAUUCUAUUUUAACUUCGUCCCCACCCAGAAGCAAUCCAGCCAACCUCAUGAGGUACAACUACUAA
Messenger RNA from Trypanosoma theileri, 2601 nucleotides. RefSeq lists its product as uncharacterized. NCBI's taxonomy places the organism in Eukaryota, Euglenozoa, Kinetoplastea, Trypanosomatida, Trypanosomatidae. The record is from RefSeq and is a predicted model, not a curated record. The transcript has a single exon. The coding region runs from base 1 to 2601 and encodes 866 amino acids.